CUUCAGUGAAUCAGCUGACGAAUGGUAUCUCCCUCUCCCGGAUGGAUCGCUCCGCUGAGCCCGGCCAGCCUGAGCGCUAGCUGACACUGGAGCAGGUUGCUCGCACCGCUUGCUCUCCUCCUGUUGGAUGUCAGACGGACGUAGCCUCAAGUUAAAGCUUUCGCCACUGGAAAAACAAAAACAUACACGACGCUAUUUAUUUUUCACCGCAUCUUUCGGAUAGGAAGCGACCCGCUUCCCCUCACCAUGGCUUCCAACUUCAACGACAUAGUGAAGCAGGGGUACGUGAGGAUACGGAGUAAGAAACUGGGGAUCUUCCGGAGGUGUUGGCUGGUGUUUAAAAAGGCUUCUAGUAAAGGACCCAGGAGGCUAGAAAAGUAUCCCGAUGAAAAGGCAGCCUACUUUAGAAGUUUCCACAAGAUCACUGAGCUCCAUAACAUCAAAAACAUCACACGGAUGCCACGGGAGACAAAGAAGCACGCCGUCGCCAUCAUCUUCUGCGAUGAUACAUCCAAGACGUUUGCCUGCGAAUCAGAGCUGGACGCCGAGGAAUGGUGCAAGCUGCUGUGCGUGGAGUGCCUGGGUACCCGUCUCAACGACAUCAGCCUCGGAGAGCCGGACCUGUUAGCAGCAGGAGUGCAGCGGGAGCAGAACGAACGCUUCAACGUGUACCUCAUGCCCACGCCGAACCUGGACAUCUACGGGGAGUGCACCAUGCAGAUCACCCACGAAAACAUCUACCUGUGGGAUAUUCACAAUGCCCGCCUCAAGCUCGUCAUGUGGCCCCUCAGCUCCCUGCGCAGAUACGGCCGGGACUCCACCUGGUUCACGUUCGAGUCCGGAAGGAUGUGUGACACAGGAGAGGGUUUGUUUACGUUCCAGACCCGGGAGGGCGAGAUGAUCUACCAGCGGGUCCACUCGGCCACGCUGGCCAUCGCCCAGCAGCAUGAGAGGAUGAUAGAGGAGAUGGAAAAGAGCUCCCAGUUUCACUCCAGAGAGACGCUAACCAAGUCCAUCUCCCUGCCACGCAGUGCCUACUGGCAGCACAUCACACGCCAAGCCAGUGUGGGGGAUCUCUACAGUUACCAAGGGAGUGGUGGAGAGGAAAGACUAACAGACAGAGGAGCAGGGCUGCCGAAGACCUUUAUCCCCCGGGCGCAGACGUUCCCCAGCUUUCUGUCUGAUGAGCCCGAGCAGGAGGAGAGGAGUCACCGCCACCAAGAAGAGGCGCCGUCGCCCUCUAGUGGCUGCGAAUCCAGUUGCAGCCUCGGACCGCUUCAAUGACAGGGAGCAGCUUUAGCAGCUGUGGACACUCAACCCGUCACUGUAGAGAGGAUUCAGCAAUCUGUAUAGUGAUACGUGUAAUAUACCUGUAGAAGCUGUAGAAGGAUCCUGGAGGAUUGUGAAGUGUGACUGCAGAGAUAGCUUCUAAAAGUGCACCAAAAAUCCCCUAUGUGUUAUUUAAAGUGUUUCUCGUCGCCAUUGUUCUGUUUAACUCUGCAUGACCUUCUACUUUCAAAACAUUUUUUUUUAUUUUUUAUUUUUUUUUUUUUUUAAGCAAAGCACUUGGAGAGAAGUUAAAGGCACUUUUACCUAAAAAUCUCCUGUAAAACAGCUUUAAGAAACUUUUUUUCUGAAGUUGAUGAAAUAACAUCAGGCGUAAUCCGGCAAGGUGCUGCCUCAGCAGCCAGUUCAAGAGAAACUCCACCAGUUUUGACACAAAUCCCCCUCCUCGCCUCCCUACCACUCCCCCACCAGCUUUGUCGCGAGAAUGUGAAAUCGAUCAAUGCCUCACACAACAAAACAGCUUGAUGUCCAUGGCAGCGAUGAAUCAGCUAAACUUUUCUAAUCGGCUUCAACCAGCAAAAAAAAAAAAAAAGUCAUUCAUAAAUGGGUUGGGGCGGAUCGUCGUGUCAGAGAUGAUAAAAAGCGCAGCCCUCCUGCAGGCUCUGCUUUAAGCUGCUGGCAUUACUCUUCACUACAGCAAAUUGACUUUAAUAGCAUCUGAGCCCUUCUGAAUGUCAGAAGUUACUGAUAAGCUGUUCAUAAACAGAAAGGUGUCAAAAAAAAAGGGUCACAUGAUAGGUUAUGCAAAUCAGAGAUAUAAUUCACAUUUGGGGUCCAUAAUAAGCUCAGAGAAUGCUUCUUGAGGAGGAAAACAUGACACAAUGUAUUCAGGGACAGUUGUUUUUGAUGUUUUAGUGUAGGUGUAGGGAAUAUAUGUGAUUCAGCAGAACCGCAAAUACGAGUCUUUCCAAGGUUCCAGCUGGUGGAGGAUGGAGCUAGGUUUUAUCACUUCCAAGUCCGAAAGGUUAUAUAUAUAAACAAAAGAAACAUUUAAUAUGAGAAAAUGUUUACGUUUCCAGGACCUUUUCAUCAUUCCAUUACCAAAAGCCCUUUAUCUUGCAUACAAAAUUUGAUGUGCAGCAGAAAACUGAACAUCGAACAUCACCCCGACUUUACCAUUCUCUAAUGUGAAACGAAACGGUAGCAGCAUCGCACCACUGGGAUUCCUUAACAGUUUUGAUCUGCCUUGUGUCAGUCGAUCCUAUUCCCAAUAAAAUACAUAAAGGCUUGUUGUAGCAAUGUGAGAAAUUGUGAGCUCUGCUCUUCUGGACUAUAUUAGACCAAGGUUUUAAACGCAUAUAAUAAAGGUCCCAGGUGCCUGACAAGCCGUCAAGUCACUUUUUUUACUAAAAUGCAGAAUAGGAGCCCCACUUCAUAUGUUAUUUUUUUUUUUUAUCAUGAUUUGUAGAAAAACCUUUUUAUUCAUUCAAUUAAUCAACUCCUCUACUAGUAAUAACACUGACAGACGCAUCAUGUCAUUCUAAACUUGAUCUGACCAUCUGCGGUGUCAUUGUCCUGCUCUGUUUUGCUCCCAUUUCCUGCCUUUCUCGCCAUCGUUACUGCCAAACAAACUCCUAAAAUAUUGGUUAAAAAAAGUUUAGAGAACAUCAUUGAUCCGAGAAUAAAGUGACAGGCAGGCGGGACAGAGACAGAAAGCCUCAAUUACGAAUCCAUCUGUUCCUGCAGCUCCACUGACAGUGCGGCAGUAUAAACAAUACUUGGUAGGCUUCUGGUGUUUUGGCGGCUUGGAUCAUUCAUUUCAACUUGCCCAAUAUGUGUGUCAAACAGAGAAUCAGUCAGCCAGACUUUUUUUGUACCCACGAUCUCUGCUAACAAGAGGUCAUUGAAGGAAAAACGGUAGGUUAACAAGGCAGCGCUGCAUUUUACUAACAAGAUGCAUUUCCUCUUCCCAGUGUUUUCAGGAAAAAAAAAGAAAAAAAAAAAAGAAAGAUUUAAUGGUUCUAAAAAGUGAGGCUAAUGCAAAGUAUGUUAAAUGGGAACUUUUUAUUGUAAAAGAAACACCUGGUCUAUUAGAAAAUGCCCCUUUCUAUUUUCUUGUUGAGUUUAAACACUAAGGGUGUUAAGUAGAGACUAAAGUAGGUCUCAGUGAAGACUUUACCUAUUGCCGCUAAUCUAAGCAUAACAACAACUCUUAAUGAGGAGCCCCUUUGUUAGCUACAAGGUAGUAAAGGGAAUGAAAAAUAGUUCAAAGAAAGAUACGAUAUGUCUGAGUUGUUUAUUGGUUUUGCAAACUCCCCAGAUGUGGUUCAAUGACCUCUGUGGAGAACGGUUUAGGUUCAAUACUAAUAUGUGCACCUAUUGGCUAAUUACUAGUGUUAAGAACUGAGACUUUCAUAUAUCCAAACUAACAUGUAUAUGAGUGCCCCCAUGCAGAUUUUGCUCUGAGGUAAUGGCCGCUAACCGGACUAGGGAUCACAAUAGCUCAUGCUGAUUUAUGAAACAAACCCAGAUUUGUAAAAUCCGUUAGCUACUUUAUGUAUCUCAUAGCUGGGUCUUAAAUUUGUAUUAAUGGGAAAAAAAUUGCUUGUCACAACUAUUUCUCAUAAUGGUUAUCUAUCCAGCACAAGGGCCUCUAAAGAGGCUCAAAAGGAAGCUAAAUAUUGCUGUGUGUUAUGUUCUCAGCUGCCUUGUCAGUUCUGUAGCUAAAAAACAGACAUGGUUUUAAUCUCCUUUUAACAAUAUAUUGCCUAAAACUUUGCUAAGCUAUUUUAAAACAGCGAAUCAAAGUAUUUUGUGUGUUAGUAACAGAAUGAGCGAGAGAAGGAAUAUUAGCAGUGUGGUUAAAAUAUGGUAAUAAUACUAAAUCCAUUUUCUGUUGCAUGAAUCAAGUAUAUUUUUUAAAUACACACAACUCCACAUGAUAAAAGACCCUAGUGCCUUCAGAUACUGACCGCAGAUAGUGACAGCCAACCAAAGCGUAUACUGGACUCUUAAGUUUGCCAUUGUUACCUUAGUUUGUGAUUUACUUUAAAAACUAAAUAACUUUAGAAGAUUCUGAAAAUAUUCUCGACCCAUUGCUAGGUCAUGUGUCUGGGGUUGCAUUUUCUACUUUGCUGUCCACCAUCACCAGAAUCUUCCAUGAGAUUAGGCAUGGGCUGGUAUGAGAUUCUCAUGAUAACCUUAAAGAAAAAUAUUAAUUAUCUAGUCACUGUGGGAGAAAAAAAUAUAUAUAUAUGUUUUACCCAAAUUAACUGAUUGUAUUUAAAAUAGCAAGGCAACUCUAGCUUAGAACAACAGUGACCUUAAAGUGAAGGCUGACUUUUACAUCUGGACUAUAAAUUAUUUUCUCAACCAGAAUAAUUUUUGUUUUUUAAAUUAAGCAUGAGAAAAAAACGUUUUAGCUUCAGUUUAGCCAGAUGACCUAGCAUACAGGAACAGGUGGGGGAAAGGCAACCCUGCUUUAGCCUCAGAAAACUCCAAUCACUCCCAAAGAUUUUACUGGCUUCUUAAGAAUCAACAGGAAUGGUAGAUUAUGGCAAGACAUUUUGGAUUCUGGUACCUGGCCCAUGCCUGGUGUAUUUAGUACAGAGAUUGAAAGUUUUUCUCCUCUAUAGCAGUUAAGUGGGUAAAAACGAAAUGAUUUCCAUUGACAAUCAAAUGUAGGCUGCCAAACAGUUUUCUUCACGUUUGAGUCCUUUUGUUGUUGAUGUUGUCGUGCCACCGCUUCAUGCCCAGUAAUACACUCCUAUACCCAAUUAGUUGGAAAGUUACAAGCACAUUUUGUCUUAAGAUACUUUUUAUUUUUUAUUUUUACAGUUGUUGAUUUAUUUAUUCUUUAACAAGUGUUUCAGUUUAGAAAAAACAUAUGUUGAAACGUUUGGUCACAGUAGUGCCCUAGUUGUCUUGUUUUAGUUGCAGUGUGGUGAAAUGUUUGUGGAAUAUUCCAUUCCUGUUUGUGGUUGCACUUACUGAAUCGCCUGGAUUAAAGCUACAGCUAAUUGUGCUCAUUUGCCAUUUCUUUUAUUGUUUCCUGUAUUCACUUGUUUGCAGAGAUGUCGUUAUGUUUUGUGUUCUCUAACUUUAUAUGUUAAUAGCACUUUGAAUACACUGGUUAGGACUGCAGUUUUCACAAAUGUACAUAUGUAAUGUUUUUGAUGAAAAUAAGGGUAAUAAAUUGAAUGUUCAUACCA
Molecule: messenger RNA, 5498 nt
Organism: Gambusia affinis (western mosquitofish)
Lineage: Eukaryota; Metazoa; Chordata; Actinopteri; Cyprinodontiformes; Poeciliidae
Gene: dok6
Product: docking protein 6
Exons: 9
Coding region: 247-1284 (345 amino acids)
Biological process (GO): cell surface receptor protein tyrosine kinase signaling pathway; positive regulation of MAPK cascade
Cellular component (GO): cytoplasm
Source: RefSeq, a predicted model, not a curated record